This is a messenger RNA of Nematostella vectensis (starlet sea anemone), 2139 nucleotides long. RefSeq lists its product as uncharacterized. The record is from RefSeq and is a predicted model, not a curated record. NCBI's taxonomy places the organism in Eukaryota, Metazoa, Cnidaria, Anthozoa, Actiniaria, Edwardsiidae. Gene Ontology annotation, molecular function: nucleic acid binding; zinc ion binding. The transcript has a single exon. Bases 1 to 2139 code for a protein of 712 amino acids.
AUGGCCGUCUGUUUAUCAGGAUUACCAACGCCAAAAGCCUUCGACUGCAUUGGCGAACCAGCCACGCUGGAACAAAGAUGGACAAUCUGGAAGUCCGAAUUUGAGCUCUACUGCACUGCAUCUGGCAUCAAAGACUCGAAACAACAACGAGCAAUACUUCUUCACCUAGCAGGAGCUGGAAUACGAGAAAUUUUUCACGCUUUUACGGCUGAACAACAGGGGGAGGACUAUAAAACAGCCAUGGACUCCCUCACUCAACACUUCAAACUCAAGAAAAACGUACCGAUGGCCAGGCAAGCCUUCUUGACAGCGGUACCAAAACCCGGUGAGAGGAUUCAUCAAUUUGCAAUUAGACUGCAAACCCUUUGCGAACACUGCGAGUACAACGACCAAAAGGACAGUCAAAUUCGAGAUAGAAUUUUGACCUUUAUAUUGGAUAAACCCCUCAAAGCAAAACUCUUUCGUGAGGAAGGUCUGACUCUCAGCAAGCUCCUGGAAAUUGUCAACACGUACCAUGACAAAGAAGCACUAGUUCUUGUGCCAGAUCAAGGUGGUGUUAACCAAUUGAGAGUACAACAGAAGCCUGACAGUGCUGGUCCCAAGUUUGAUGGCAGAUGUCAUCGUUGCAAUAAGCAGGGUCAUAAAGCUGCUGACUGCAGAUGUAGCCAAAAUCACCAAUGUGAAAAAUGUGGGAAAAUAGGACAUUUCAAGGUCUGCUGCAAAUCAAAGCAGACAUCUGGAAAAGCAAAGUCUGCAAGUGGACCAAAAUCAAAGGGCAGGAAGCCAUCUCAUGUAAGACAAGUGAAAGCUGUUGAUGUUCAAGAAACUGAUAGCGAAGAGGAAGAAGAUGUUUUUAAUGUAUUCUGCACGCACACAGAGUCACCGCCUGGUACUAUGGAGAUAUCUAUUGGAGGUGUUAUACAGAAUGUCAUCAUUGAUUCGGGUGCAAGCUGUAACCUUAUGUCAGAAAGGACAUUCAAUGACUUAUCAAAAGGAGACAUUGUUUUGAAGCCAAGUAGCAAGCAAAUUUUUGCAUAUUCGUCUAGUGAUGCUUUAAAUCUUAAGGGUAGUUGUAUGCUUAAUGUGCAUGUACCAGAAACAAAUGUGGAUAAGCGCGCAAAGUUUUUCAUUGUCUCUGGAAAAGCGUCAACUUUGUUAGGUCGUGAGUUAUCUGAAGCUCUAGGCAUACUCAAAGUAGGAGUUCAGGUUAAUAGUUGUAGCUCAGAUUUCUCAGAUAUAAAUACUCAGUUAAACAGCAAAGCAGCGCUUAAGGCCAAAUUUCCUAAUGUUUUUCAUGGUUUGGGCAAGCUUAAAGGUUUUAAACUCAAGUUACAUAUUGAUCAGAAUAUUAAGCCAGUAGCACAACCAUUGCGUAGGAUUCCCUUUAGUCGCAGGCAGAAGGUCGCUGACAAGUUGGAGGAACUUGAGAAGCUUGGUGUGGUGGAAAAGGUAAACAGUCCUACAAGUUGGAUCAAUCCCCUUGUGGCAGUCGAAAAGCCAAAUGGAGAUGUUCGCAUUUGUUUGGACAUGCGCCAGGCCAAUCAGGCUAUCUUAAGAGAAAGACACCCAGUACCUACUAUGCAAGAAACCCUACAAGAAAUCUCAGAUGCAAAGAUUUUCACCAAAUUGGAUUUAAACAUGGCUUUCCAUCAAAUCGAGUUAUCCCCAGAGUCCCGAGACAUAACUACUUUCGCAGCGCCAACAGGUUUAUAUCGCUACUGUCGAUUGCUCUUCGGUGUGAACAUGGCUACCGAGAAGUUCCAGAACCUGAUAUGGCAAGUUUUGAAAGACUGCCCUGGAGCCUUCAACAUGCAUGACGACAUUCUUAUAGUGGGUAGGAACCAAAAGGAGCAUGACGAGAACCUGGAAAGAGCUGUCCAAAAGCUGCAAGACAGCGGGCUCACCCUCAACUAUGAGAAAUGUGUGGUAGGAGCCUCGAGUAUGGAUUUCAUGGGAGACACCAUUUCUGCAGAUGGUCUUAAGUUAUCUGACAAAAGAGUCGAAGCAAUUGUCGAGGCACCUGCACCAACCAACCAACCAAUCAGAGGUGAGAAGUUUCCUUGGUUCUGCUCAAUUUUGUGCCAAAUUCAUUCCACAGUUUGCAACCAUUUCUGCUCCCCUGUGGGAUCUUACCAGUAA